This is a messenger RNA of Hibiscus syriacus, 999 nucleotides long. RefSeq lists its product as uncharacterized. Lineage: Eukaryota; Viridiplantae; Streptophyta; Magnoliopsida; Malvales; Malvaceae. The record is from RefSeq and is a predicted model, not a curated record. Gene Ontology annotation, molecular function: oxidoreductase activity. The coding region runs from base 84 to 950 and encodes 288 amino acids. The transcript is spliced from 10 exons.
UCAAAUGAUAGCUAAAUGUUUGGCAAAUUUAUCUUAUUCUAGUUUCAUACUAUUUCGGUGGCAGUUGAUCGGUUUAGCUUAAAAUGGCGGUUGCUGCUGCUGGAGCAGUAACAGUAACCACAGCAGGCGUACGUUUACUUUCAGCCCCGCGCACGUUAGAUUCUAUCAGGACUUCUUCAUUCGUGACAACGGCGUCAUACUCGAAGUUGGGUUUUUCCCCAGUGCGGAUAAGGAACAAUGAACCAGCAAGAAAGAAGCUUUUGGUUAUCCGAGCUUCAAGAACCGAGUCUCAAGGCGUUUCUCUUGGUUCCAGGGCUCCUAAUUUCCAGUUGCCAGAGCCUCUGACUGGGAAGACUUGGACUUUGGAGGAUUUUGAAUCUUACCCUGCUUUGUUGGAUAAUUGUGACGCAGCCAAUGCUUCAAAAGUGUUAAAUUUAUGGAAUGCAGAAGCUCCAAAUAGGUAUUUCAACAAGCACCUGCUCUCUCAGUUUCAGGUUAUGUUUCUAUGCAACCACUGCCCAUUUGUAAAACACUUGAAGAAGGAUCUUGCAAAGCUUUCCAAUUUCUAUAUGAAGAAAGGGCUCGCUGUUGUUGCAAUAUCUUCAAAUUCUGUCGCCACUCACCCACAGGAUGGACCACAAUUCAUGGCAGAAGAUGCUAAGCUGUAUAAUUAUCCUUUCCCUUACCUAUAUGAUGAGACUCAAGAUGUUGCAAGAGAUCUUGGGGCAGUUUGUACGCCAGAGUUUUUCCUAUUUAAAAAGGAUGGAAGGAGGCCAUUUGAGCUGGUAUAUCACGGCCAAUUUGAUGAUUCCAGGCCAAGUAAUAGUGUUCCUGUUACUGGAAGGGACUUAAGCCUUGCUAUAGACAGUGUCCUUAGUGGCCAACCAGUACCAUCAGUUCAGAAACCAAGUGUUGGAUGCAGCAUAAAGUGGCACCCGCAAAAGAGCUAGUAAUCUGCAAAAACUUUUCCAGUUAUCUGAUGAACAUACUGUGAGUGCA